Molecule: messenger RNA, 2853 nt
Organism: Acipenser ruthenus (sterlet)
Lineage: Eukaryota; Metazoa; Chordata; Actinopteri; Acipenseriformes; Acipenseridae
Product: cleavage and polyadenylation specificity factor subunit 4
Exons: 8
Coding region: 174-1013 (279 amino acids)
Molecular function (GO): RNA binding; zinc ion binding
Source: RefSeq, a predicted model, not a curated record
CCUUGGGGGUGAAAGUGCAGAGUUCAGCCUCCCAUCUCACUGCGGUCCUUCAGCGAGAUCUGUACCGGAGUAGAAAGGAGGGAGAUUUGUUUUGCUCUCUAUUUUUUAAUUGCGUAUAUGUUGUAUUGUUUUGAUUCCUUUUUAAGUUGCGCGCCCUGUGGCAUAGAGCGAAGAUGCAGGACCUGCUUGCUACUGUUGAUCAUAUUAAAUUCGAUCUGGAGGUUGCUGUGGAGCAGCAGCUGGGAGCACAGCCCCUGCCGUUUCCUGGCAUGGACAAAUCUGGUGCCGCUGUGUGUGAAUUCUUCCUCAAAGCGGCAUGUAUAAAAGGAGGCAUGUGUCCGUUCCGACACAUCAGUGGAGAGAAGACGGUGGUGUGUAAGCACUGGCUGAGGGGGCUGUGUAAGAAAGGAGACCAGUGUGAGUUUCUACAUGAGUAUGAUAUGACCAAGAUGCCAGAGUGUUACUUCUACUCCAAGUUUGGAGAGUGCAGUAAUAAGGAGUGUCCGUUCUUGCACAUUGACCCCGAGUCAAAAAUCAAAGACUGCCCGUGGUACGACCGAGGAUUCUGUAAACAUGGUCCCCUGUGCAGACACAGGCACUCUCGAAGAUAUAUCUGCGUCAAUUACCUGGUCGGGUUCUGUCCUGAAGGGCCCUCCUGUAAACAUGUGCAUCCUCGCUUUGAGUUGCCAAUGGGAACAACAGAACAACCGCCGUUACCUCAGCAACCGGCGAUGCAGCAGAAAGCACGGAACCUUCAGAAUUUUCAGCAGCAAAACGUUACUCCAAUGAUUCAGAGGUCAUCGUCCUCCCUGAUUCAGCUCACAAGCACCAACAUCACCUCCAACCAGCAGAGGAUGCCGCAGGGGUUUGGAGCCAUGCAAUACCAUGGCAACAGCACAGGAAGCAGAGGGCCCAGACCCCUGGAGCAGGUCACCUGUUACAAGUGCGGUGAGAAGGGGCACUACGCAAACCGAUGUACCAAAGGACACCUGGCAUUCCUGAGUGGGCAGUAAUUAGUCCUCGCUGGCCUGUGGAACCUGAACUCUGGAAACAGUCACUGGAGCGCAACACGCUGCCCAAAAACAGUUUCUACAUCGGUCCCGUUUUCAGGGGACCCCUUUUUAUUUUAAAGAGGCAGUGAACCCUUUUUAGUUUCUUGUGUCUGUCCCUGUGAGUAGUUCACAGUCAAACAGUUUUGUCACUUACAAGUUGCCCCUUUUGAAAAAUACCAGCUGCCUGCAGGUAGAGAACAGUAGCGGACUGUCAGGACUCUUGCUUUUUAGUUUGUAAUAGUGGUGGUUGAUGCAGAGUUAGUCAGAAGUUUAUUAAUGGUUGUUAAGAGAAUACAGGCGUGAGUAUGCCAGCCUGAUUCAGUUCCAUUGCCAUGCACUUAGCACAGCUGCAUGCAUGGAGUAGAGUGGAAGCAUUCUUUCAGGACUUUGGGUGACAGUAAGGAUAGCAGGCAGUAUCUUACAUUUACUGGGAUUUGUUUUAAAGCUUUGCUUGGUAUUUUAUUAUGUGCUUAGAUUGUUGCAACCCCUGGGGCAUCCAACCUAGAAUCACAUGCACUGUCAGCCAAAAAAAAAAAAAGAAAAAACACUUUGGUGCCUUUUUACUUUAAUUAUUUUUCAAGACCUGUGCUUCUUUUCUGUUCUGGUAAUUUACAGCGUGUUAAAAUAAAGCUAACCCACUAGCCACAAGGCAGGCAAGCAAAACCACAGCCCAGUAAGCACAAGCAGAAAAACAGAAUUGAUCGCUGCCAUCUGCUCCAUUUUAAUAUUGUUUUAUUUGCAUGUGUGUCUGUUUUUAUUAGUUUUCUUAUGUAUUUCGGUAUAGCACCCAGGGCACCAGUGGCGAACUGCUGUAACUAGUUUUUGACUGGGAUUUUAACUUGGCAGUGUCGCCUAGCCUGCAAAAGCAUUUACAGCCAGGAUCCUAAAGUGACACUUUUCUGACCUCCCUUACUGCUCAGCCAUUGGUCAUUGUCUGAACUUGUGGAAAAGGCUGGUUUGUAUUGGGGUCAUAAACAAGGAGUGUGAACGCAGGUGCAUUUUAGUAACAAUCUCAAGCUGCAAUUCACAAGACAGCUACUUUUCUUAUAUUCUCAUUGAUGGUUGACAGUACUAUUGAAAAAGGUAACAAAAGGUGCAGGAAAGCAGAAAUAAUGUAAUAUAAUAAAUGUUACCCUAGUUUUCUUUAUUAACCAUUUGCUUUUUUUUUUUUUUUUUAAUUGGCAUCAGAUUGUUGCUUUUGUUUUUGCUGCAUUUUCUGCAAUGCCAGAGCAUGAUCUCUUCAUUUUUAUUCAGUUCAGUACAAUAGCCUGUGUUUCCAAUUGCUUGUUUGAUCAAAUUAGCCUAGGCUUAGUAUGACCAAUCUUAAGGAAUGGGUCUUGUAAUGUAAGACUUUGAUAAGACCUCCCGUUUUAAAGCACUUGCUCAUUUGAUGGCAAGGCUAUCUGCAGACUGGUAUUUGCUGUGAGCCAAUACAGUAGCUCGGAGUCCAAGCCUUCAACAACCUGUUUGACCAUGUUAUCCGCAGUGUAAGUUAUCUCAAAAUGAAUGAAUAAGAAGUAUUGCUCAUAUCCCCCGUAAUGAGCCAAGAGUCAUAUGUGUUACGUAAUAAGAGUAAUAAAUUCCACAAGCUCUGUAAAUGGCAUACCUGAGAACUUUAUAUGGUGACCAACACCAAAGAGUGUCAGACUGCUUUGCAGAGCCGAGAAGAGGGACAUUCAGACUUGCAGGUAAAGGAUUUUUUAUGUAAGGUAAAGAAGUACUGGCAAAGCCAAAUGUUUUUAUGGAUUGAUGAAGUGCUUGUUCUUUUCAUGUUUUUUAAUUAAAGAAUAUUAUUCCAAAA